Drosophila serrata is the source of this 1429-nucleotide messenger RNA. RefSeq lists its product as uncharacterized. NCBI's taxonomy places the organism in Eukaryota, Metazoa, Arthropoda, Insecta, Diptera, Drosophilidae. The record is from RefSeq and is a predicted model, not a curated record.
GCGAUUUUCGCACAGAAAACUGAGUCGCAACCCCCACGAAACGGAAAGUUUGUGCAGCGCCACAACGUCGAACUGUGUUUGUGGCACUCGAAUUUGGGACACAUUCCUGUAAAGGACGCAGCUCCGGUCAGCUGCUGUUUUGCAGUUUUGUGCGAAACAGAAAAACGGAAAAUAAAAACAAAAUAAACAAAAUACAAAGGAAAAAACGCGCGCGUUGGAAAAACUGCAGAAUAUUUGAAAGUGUGAAAAAUCGAAAUCAAAAAGUGACUUUAGGGGGAAAUUAAAUCAAAAUAACAUGUUGAAUAAGGCUAUCAAAUUUUGUGUGUGUUUUGCAUUUAUCGAUUUGCAUGUGUGCCGCUGAAAAAUCGAUUAUUAAAGCCAAAGCCCAGUGGCCACUUUCCACUCACUCACACAGCUGGUGGUUGUUGUUGUUGUUGUGAUUGUGAGGUGGCAUUUAGGGGUGGCGGUGGUUGCAUAGAAGAGGGUUGCGUGCCGCAAUGUGGGAAAUCAACAGCAGUGGCAGCAGCAGCAGCAGGAGCAUUAGCAGCGACACACUUCCAACUGUUUUGACGUCGUCGAGUUCCAAUGGCGCUGCUUCCACCGAAUGCUGCAGCGCAGCCUUGCAGCCAUCCAGCGGCGACGCGUUGCAUGUGCAGCAGCAACAGCAGCAACAACAGCAGCAACAGCAGCAGCAGCAGCAGCAGGAUACGAAAGCGAGGAUGACAACGACCACAAGCAUCAAAGGACACAGAUACAGAAACAGUCACAGUCACCGAUACACAGCAACAAUUGCUGCACAAUAGCCCCACAACAGCAGCAUAUUGUGGCCAAGAAAAAAAACAUAAACAAAUAUUAAGAACAAAAAACCAAAGACUAUCAAAUACCAAACGCAUCAAAUCUAUUAAUAAAAAACAGUUGAGUUCAGGACAUGGCACAAAAGUUACGUUAAGUAUACGACGCGUAUUUCCAGCUGCAAAACGAACCAAAAACGAGCCCCGAAAACGAAACGAAACGAAACGCACAGGUGCAUCUCACAAGACCACCUCCCCCGUGAAACCCCUAACCCCUGGUAUCUACACCAAUUGACAAGCAAUCGAGAGGGAAUCCAAUGGAAUUAACCAACAAAUGAAAACAUUCUUUAGUCUCGGCAAUUUUUUAAGUGCACUUUCGUAAGGCUGAUUUUGAAUUUAUUUCGAUGUUGUGCUUCUACACCUCUCUAUAACAAAAAAUACACCAAAAUAAAUGCAAGCAAUGAACCAAGUGAAAGUGAGCCGUGAGUGAUUAGUGAUUAAGCCAAGGCACAGAUACCUAGCAGAAAUCUACAAGAUACUUUUGAAUCUUUGCGAAUAUUGGUUAGGAAACGGCCGCCACAACGGAUAGGCCAAGAGACCUCCUGCUGAUCCAGCAGGCCAAGCCCGCGGGCAGUGGC